Molecule: messenger RNA, 1838 nt
Organism: Clunio marinus
Lineage: Eukaryota; Metazoa; Arthropoda; Insecta; Diptera; Chironomidae
Source: the annotation of a GenBank genome assembly
UUCUUUUUACUAUUUUGUAGGCUGGCUUGGAGCCGGAAGUUGGGCAAUGUCGUUGUUCUCAGCUUCAAUUGUUAUCGCAUUGUGUCGUCGUAAAUCGACGAGACUUGUAGCGGUCAUAGGUGGAUUGGUGCUGGCACUUGGUGUUCUUUUCGCAUCGUUUGCCACUUUACUUCAUCAAGUGGCUUUAAGUUAUUGUAUUGUGGUUGGAUUUGGGGCAUCUUUAGUUCGGGAUUCAUCAGCUGUAAUGAUCGGCCAUUACUUUAAACGUCGAAGACAAUUUGUUGAAAUGAUUGUGAUGGCUGGUGAAGGGGUUGGUAUUGCUUUAUUCUCAGUGAUAUUAAAAGAAGGCGUGGGGAAAAUUGGUUGGCGUCUGGGACUUCAAUGUGUAACUGUGUUGGUCUCAUUGAGCUUCUUUAUGGGUCUGCUUUAUCGUCCCGCAUCCCUUUAUCACCCACAACGUCGAGCAAUUCUUCACUUGAAGAAUUCGAGAAAGAAGGUGAAAGAGAAAAAAUCUCACAUUCAGACACCAAAACCACCAUUUGUUGAUUUCUCUCCAUUGAGAUCAUCGACUGUUCGUAUGUUGUGCAUUCUCGCUGCCAUUGGAGCCUUUGGGGUCUACACACCAGUGUUCUUUUUGUCUUUUUACGGUUUCCAUGAUGGUUACGACAUGCAAGAUUUAGUUCUUCUCCAAACAUUCUUAGGUCUCUCACUCGCUGUUGGUAUUGUCGCGAGUGGUUCAUCAAUCAAUAAAACGUGCCAAAUAGCAAGUAGCCGAAAGAUUCGGAUAUCACGUCAAUAUGUGUGUCAAGGCUGUGUUGUUUUAGUUUCAAUUUCAAUUGUAAUCUUUUCGACGCUAUCAAAUGGUUACCAUACAUUAUGCAUUGUAACGUGGAUGUAUGGACUGGGUUUGGGUGGUUAUAGAUACUCAUUAAAAAUGCUCGCAUUGGAGCGAGUUCGGGGAAAAUUUUUCACUCGUGCAUGGGGUUUUAUCAAAGGAGCUGAAUCAAUUCCGGUACUAAUAUCAAUUCCGCUUACGGGAUUUCUUAACGACGCUUCAUUGACGACUGGAAAAGCUGGUUAUUAUAUUUGUUCGGCAUUAACAGCAAUAUCCGCUGUGCUGAUGUUUUUUAUCGGUUAUCCGAAAAACACUGCAAAAUACUCAGCUAAUGGAUCAAUAAUCUCACGAUUCAAUGGAACAUCGACUGACUGUGGCUCUUCUAUUCGUUGUAACAAUCAAUGGCCGCAAGCUUAUUAUCCCUCAACUGAGUGCGCUCAAACCACACCACACCAUCAUCAUCACUUCCCUCCACAAUAUAAUCAACAGUUUAGCGCUGUGAAUGGGAGCAACGCAAUCCAUUACAACUGUCGGGCAAGUGUUCCGCCACCACAUGGACGCUUACAGAAGAGUUUAUCGUUCGCUUUUCAAACACCCGCUAUGAUGAAUGAGUGGUACCAUCAGGGAUGUCAAAAUCAAUUGAAUUCAAUAAAUUACCCACACAGAAGUUACUCAAGAUGCGAUAUGUUCACUCCACAACAUAUUAACGCUCAAUCAACUCCAAAUCACGUCAAUGGAAUGAACUCGAGAAGCCGAAGUGUGCCUGAAGGUCUUGCACAUCCAAAUGGUGACAUCAACUGGAAUUAUAAUCGAACAAUUGGGCCCAACUUUUACCGAACACAACCGCGACAACCAAUUCAAGUGCUUGAACAGAUCACAACAUCUGUUUGACCGAAAAUGAAUUUGCAAAACUUUCUUAUUUGCAUUUGCGUUUAUGUUGUGGAAGGAAUUGCAGCAUUUGCUUCAUAAAUUGUCAACAGCAUGAUGUGAUUUUGUUUGUCGU